ACUCUGAUUUUCUAUUUAGUUCAGGAGACUCACCUGACAUCACAUUCAUCUGUACACCAGGAGAGCAGCUUCACAUCAGCCCAUGUCGGUGACAAAGUGACCUUUCGAUGUUUCUACAAAGGUGAGGAUUCAGCAUGGAUCUGCUGGUACAAACAAAGCCUGGGGCAGAAGCCAAAGCUCAUUUCGAGCUUCUAUAACUAUGGAACAAAAAAGACUUUUUAUAAUGAAUUCCAGAACAAUGGUCGUUUCCAGUUGGGUGGAGAGAAUCACACUUACUACCUGACGGUUUCGGAUCUACGUGUUUCAGACUCAGCGACUUACUACUGUGCAGUUAACUAUGCAAAGGUUUUGACUUUUGCAGAGGGAAAUACAGUUAGUGUUAGAGAUUCGGGUUCUGACAUUCAGGCUUCGGUCGAUCAGCCGAAACAUGCCACUGUCCUGCCGGGAGCCUCUGUGACUCUGAACUGCACAGUACAAACUGGGAGCUGUGGUGGAGAACACAGAGUUUACUGGUUCAGAAACUCUGAUGGAUCUCCACCAGGACUUGUUUAUGGACACGGAACCAAGAACGAGCAGUGUGAGACAAAUCCCUACAGACAGACACACACCUGUGUGUAUGACCUGCCUGUGGAGAAUCUGGAUGCGUCUCAUGCUGGGACCUACUACUGCGCUGUCGCCUCCUGCGGUCACAUCGCUUUUGGAAAUGGAACCACGCUGGAUUUCACAGGUCAGUUAUAA
This is a messenger RNA of Poecilia latipinna (sailfin molly), 738 nucleotides long. RefSeq lists its product as uncharacterized. The transcript has a single exon. Gene Ontology annotation, biological process: response to bacterium. The record is from RefSeq and is a predicted model, not a curated record. The annotation marks the transcript as partial. NCBI's taxonomy places the organism in Eukaryota, Metazoa, Chordata, Actinopteri, Cyprinodontiformes, Poeciliidae.